UGAAUGCGGUCGAAUAAUAAGUCAUUUGCACGGGACUACGUAGCGCCGACGCUUGCGUGGCCAUUAGCGAAUUCAUCAUCACACGCCGUGUGUGUCUGUGUGUGUAUGCGUGUGUGUUUUUUCGCCGAAUAAAGGAGAGGAAUUGCCCGCAAGUACAUACCGGAGUGUGCACUCCCAUUUUAGUCAAGGCCAGACGGAAGGGCAGUGCAGACUGUUGGGCUGUCCAGUGAAGCAAUCCCGCCAUGCGUGAAUACAAGCUAGUGGUGUUAGGCUCUGGAGGUGUGGGCAAGUCUGCUUUGACAGUUCAGUUUGUACAAGGAAUCUUUGUGGAAAAAUAUGACCCUACAAUAGAAGACUCAUACAGAAAGCAAGUGGAGGUAGAUGGACAGCAAUGUAUGCUUGAAAUUCUUGACACAGCCGGCACAGAACAGUUCACAGCUAUGAGGGACUUGUACAUGAAGAAUGGCCAAGGCUUUGCCCUGGUAUACUCCAUCACAGCACAGUCCACCUUCAACGACCUCCAAGACCUGAGAGAACAGAUUCUACGAGUAAAGGACACAGAGGAUGUGCCGAUGAUCCUUGUAGGGAACAAGUGCGACCUGGAGGAUGAGCGUGUGGUGGGGAAGGAGCAGGGCCAGAACCUGGCCAGACAGUGGAACCACUGUGCCUUUUUAGAGUCCUCUGCUAAGUCAAAGAUCAACGUCCUUGAUAUCUUCUAUGACUUGGUCAGACAGAUAAAUAGGAAAACGCCAGUGGAAAAGAAGAAGGCAAAAAAGAAAUCCAACUGCGUUCUGCUUUAAAGACCUUUCUCCCUUCAGCCCCUGCAGCAGCUCUGAGCCAGAAAUGCUGUAAUGAAGAACUGUUGCCCUGAUUGGAACGUGCCAGCAUUCCAACAGCCCUGACCCUACCCUUCCUCCAUCAGCCAUAAACGGUGAAUCAGCUGACUGAACUGCUCCUAUCAAAGAUGAGGAUGAUCUACACCAGAGAGAAUGAAAAGAGAAAGACAGUAAGAGAGAGUAGACUCUGGUCUCUCGCCUCCGAGGACCUUCCUCUGUCUCAGUUUGAGUGUGAACGCUGAACGGGAAGCGUCCACCUCUGCACCAACAACAGCACCACAAACUGACGAUGUUCUGAUUAAAAUGCAGCAAAGCCUCUGAAAGUUAAAAAACAAACAAAAAAAAGUCCACGAGCUGCCUACAUGGCCAGCCCCUUAUUUUUAUUUUUUGACAGCUUAACAUAAAGAAAUAACAGCAUUUAAGAAGGAAAACAAAGUUAGAACUUGGAUUCAGUAUUUUUCAUCUUUUUCAAUAUUGUAUUUGAAAGACAUGGAAGUUGACCUCUUUAGUUGUAUGAUUAUAAAUAUUCUUCAAAAACGAGCAUGAAUAAAGCAUCAGUUAUUACGUGUAGAUGUUUUCAAGUGAAAUCAAAGUGGAAAAGUGAGAAUUUUUUUUUUUUUAUAGCCAUACACCUAUUCUCCAUGCCUGUCAUGUCAGUGAUGGUAGAUCGAGGUCUAUGAUAUGUAUUAUUAUUUUUUUUUAUUACAUUUUUUUUUCUUUGUUUGCCCUCUUGUUCAUGGACUUCUCUUCUGCAGAUAUCUCUCUCUGAUGUGACUUAAUUUUAUACUCAGUCACCGGGAUUUCAUAGCUCCCAUAAUAUAUUCUAAUGCCAUUUUUCUUUUUGCAUAACAAUGCUUCAGAAAAAAUGGGUCUUUUAUAGAAGAAAUAUGGGGAAAAAUAAGGAUUGAUUUCUAUGUCUCUCGAAGCUGAAAUAUAUUAUACUAAACCAACUCUAAUAAUGCUUCUUGUGUUUUUCUGUCAAUAAUGUUCCAGCUUUUAUGGAUUAUUAAAGUACAUUUUAGUACAUUUUCAUUAUACUGGUCAAUGUAUUUUUGUGAAUUAAACUUUUAUUCAAAGUGGA
Messenger RNA from Maylandia zebra (zebra mbuna), 1917 nucleotides. Its product is annotated as ras-related protein Rap-1A. NCBI's taxonomy places the organism in Eukaryota, Metazoa, Chordata, Actinopteri, Cichliformes, Cichlidae. Gene Ontology annotation, molecular function: GTP binding; GTPase activity. Gene Ontology annotation, biological process: Rap protein signal transduction. Gene Ontology annotation, cellular component: membrane. The record is from RefSeq and is a predicted model, not a curated record.